Molecule: messenger RNA, 2251 nt
Organism: Prorocentrum cordatum
Lineage: Eukaryota; Dinophyceae; Prorocentrales; Prorocentraceae
Source: the annotation of a GenBank genome assembly
CGGGGACCUUUCGGAGGCCUUUUCGGAUACGUCCAGCGUUAAUUGGGAGCCGUUGGGUGCCUCUGGCGGCAAUGCUGGGCCGUUUUGGCAGCCUUGGUGGCCUUCCUCGCGGCCUCCGCGGAAGCUUCGGAGAGACAUAUCCGGGAGCAGUUUGAGGAGGGGGUCCAGUGCACGCGGCAUUUGCUGACAUCACGCCUCAACGUGCCAGGGGCAGUGUGACGGACUUCAGCCAGACUACAACGUAGCAGGGCGAGGAUGAGGAUCCGUCACUAUGUUGGACCAGGUCGUUUCCAACCAUAUUCAAUCCAUGGGCCGCACGGCGCUCUCUCUCUUCUCUAUCUCCACACCAAUUGUGCACACACACACCGCAUCUUCUAAGAAUCCCAUAUGAAAUGUAGUCUCCAAAGUUGCUUGCUGCUCUGGACGGCAGCCUGCGCGGCAGAAGCACUGACCUGGGAGGAGUCUGAUGCGGUCAGCCUGAUCCAGCUGAGCCCGGAAGCCGCCUCGGCGGAGGAUGAGUCCAACGCCAUCUAUGAUGCCGUCACGGCCGCGCUCCGCGACAACGACACCCUAUCGCAUUCGCGGCACAUCUGGAAGUUCGUGGCCAGCCAGCCGUACGCGCCCACUUUGCGUGGGAACGGCUGCCUCUACCUCCCCUCGGACAAGGCUUGGAGGUCGUUCUACGAGUGGGUGGAGCACCCGUACCCGCCGCUGUUUGCAGAGAUGAUCGAGAACGCAUGGGAUCCGCACUGCGGCAAGAGCCAGCUCGCAGCGUGCCCCGAGGGCCUCGUGCAGGGUAGCCACUGGUCGCUCCUGGCGGAUGGGCCGCCGCCGCCGGUGGUGGAGUCCGAGUUGCGCGUGCCCCAGGGCCUCGGACCGGGUAUCGGGUGCAUCCGCACCAGGCCCGCGUCCACUGCGAGGAAUAUGCGCAUCUUUGAGGCCGAGGGUCACGUUGGCCUCCCCGACAAGUGGACGCGCCACGUGAAUGCUGUCAGGGAGGACCAUAUCAGGGCGUCGCGCAAGCAGAGGUUGCAGCAUGGCAGGUUGGCUGCGGACUCUUGCUCUGACUCGGGAAGAUUAUCAGCCGUACCAGCGGACAAGAAGCUCGUAGUUCCCACAAGGUUCAUCAUCUGCUGCGUGGACCGGGCGACCUGCUCCAUCAACGAGGACGAGAUCAAAGAGCAGGUCGAUUGGAUGAACAAGGGAUACGCAGGGCGCGAGGAUGUUCCCUGGGGGAAGGUGGAACCGCCCCCUCACGUGAACACGCAGAUCGAGUUUCAUUUGCAGGAGGCUAAGUUCGUAGAGGACGCCGAGUGUGCCAUGCAUGCGUUCUCCAACACCUCCCUGGCGUCUCGGCACAACAUCGACGGCGAGGGCACGCUGACUUAUGUCGUCGUUACCGAUGACCAGAGCGGCAUUCUGGGGUGGGCCGAGUUCCCAAACGAUUGGCAGGAGUCGAGCCCCGAGUUGAUGGUGAUGGUCAACUCCAAAGCCUUCCGCGGUUGGGCUGGCAAGAUGGGAAAGCUUGAUCGCUCUUACGAAGAGGGCGACACGUGCAUCCACGAGGGUGGGCAUUCCCUCGGGCUCCUCCACACCUUCGAGGGCGGCUGCGAGGGCGGGGACAAGAUCUCAGACACAGAUCCCGAGAGGUUCCCCGCGUACCUCUGUGUGGACCAGCACAGCUGCGCGGGCCACGACCCGAUCUACAACUUUAUGGACUACUCGCCGGACUCUUGCAUGGAAGGGUUCACGGAGAUGCAGAAGCGCCGCCUGUGGUGCAUGGUGAAGGCCUUUCGGCCGAAGCUCUACCAGCGCGCCCUGACGGAAGCGCAGAAUUUGGUGGACAUGCGCCCUGAAUGGCUGAGGAAACUGUAUCCAGAGCGAUUCGGCCGCCCCUGAGGCCCAGAGUUCGAGAGGAGUCGCAGGAUGGAUCCUAUUCAAUCCCCUCCUGCAUCCUACUCCUUAAUUAAUUCAUCCUGUGACGCAUCCUUGCGCAAGUGGAUUUCCAGAGUCUCUCACACAGCAAAAUCUGACAUUGCCCCUCCCAUCUUCCUUCUCCUGAUCUUCCUUCUCCUCCUCCCGCCUCAUCUCCUCCUCCCGCUCUUCUUCCCCCGUCAUCCCAGAGUGCCACUACUGCACGACCUCCUUGCCUGCAGAAGCGAGGGGAAGUUGCACAAGAGAUCGUACUGGCCUUGGAAUCACGCGACCUCGUCCGCCUCAUCCUCAUCAUCACCAGUAUCAGAUACACGAA